AUGGCCGACCGGGAGUCUUCCCUUUCUUCUUCUUCUCAUUCCGAGGGGCUGAGGGCAACGGCUGCUUUGGGCGACGACGGCGCGGAGGUGGACAAUCCUACAGUGGGAGGGAGAACAGUCGAUUGUUCUCCCUCACAAGUCUACCGUCCAGUAGUACCCUCUGGAACCCCUGCGACCAGCGCCGAUUCUCUUCUUCCGUCGUCUUCGCGGGCCUCCGAGCACAAGUCAUCAUCAUCAUCAUCAUCAUCAUCAUCGAUGGAGGAAGAGGCGAAAGAGGAGGUGCAACCCUCGUCCAUCCUCAACAACACGCCCUCACCCCGCUCGAACGAGGCUGUCGAGUCCCAGCACGCCGUCAAACUCGAAGGCGAGCGCGAACCAAAGAACCAGCAAGACAAAUCGUAUCCCCCGCCGCCGCCGCCGCCGCCGCCGCCGUCCCGUUCCUCGACUCCGACUGCGAUGACCACGAGACCAAUACCCACUACUCCUCCCAACCCGCCAAGCACAUCACCCGCGCUGGCUCAUACCCUCGCAAAGCGCGUGGAAGGGGUCACUUCGAAACUGGAGGGUGUAGCAGGAGAGGAGCUUCCGGAGGAUCUCGCGAGGGAAGUGCAGCUGUUGGAGGAAGAGGUUAGUUCGGAGUCUGAGGAUGAGCUUGAGGGGCACGUUCGGGAUAGCGAUCACGAAGAGGAAGAAGAGGAGCACGGGCGCGGGGGAGUGGAAGUUGAAGGCGGGGGUAACAUUGUUGACCUGCGCGACGACUGUGGUGGAGAGAACGGUGGUGAAACAUCAUCAUUCCUGGCGAGCAUUUCUUCUGCGAGCAGCGGCGGUGAGGAGUUUCGCACGACGCAACCGCCUGCCGGCAUCCCUUCCGAACUCGUCAUCGACGACGAUACAAGUCAGGGCGCAGGACCACGCAUUUCUUCUUCCGCGUCGUCGGCCGAGGGCACGCUCAAGAUCACCAAGCGAAACGUGUCCCCGACCUUGUUGGAGAAAAUGAUGCCGUUCGAAGGAGGAGGUAGUAGUGGAGAUGCUCAUCCGUCUGCAAAGGAGGACGAGCACCUCGACAUACCUCCCUCUCCAUCGUCGAGCCUCCAUCCUCCCCGUAAACCAGACGACGACGACAUCUUCAUCGAUUCUCCCCCCUUCUCGCCGCCACCACCAUCCUCCUCGCCCCUACCCGGACGACGUCCUCGCCCCGUCCUCACCCAUCUGAAAGCUCUCCCCGAGUACCUCCGCAGCGGCACCCUCUCCUCCAACUCCCUUCUCGCCUUGAUCGUCCUCUCCCUCCUGCUACUCGCCUAUGCGACGGUCUCCUGGUUAUCAACAUCGCCGGCUAGUAUAAUGGAAACUGGGAGUAGCGGAGUACUGGAGCCGGGUCCCGGGUGGUCGGUAGAGCGGGCGAUGGCGGCUGGAAAGAGUCGAAGGGCAUUGGUGGAGCUGAUUCCCUCGGCGCGGGAGGAGGACCACGACUCCGAGGUUUAUCCUCCUCCUCCUCCUCCUACGACGCCGACGCCGCCGCCGCCGCUAACGACGGUGGAACUGGCGCUGUAUUUGAAGAGCGUGGCGGUUCUCCAUCGAGCCUAUCUCAACGCCACGGACGAGCAUGACGCCGCCGCCGGGUGGGAGAACGUUAGCGGCGGAGGAGGAGGAGGAGGAGGAGGGAAAGGAGGCGAUCAUAUCUUCCCCUCACCAACAUCGCUGCGGGACCAACAGAUCCGCGGAGUGCGCGAGAUGGAAAGGGUAAUUGCGAAACUAACACGUCUCGCCGCGCGGGACGAGGGAUUUCCGAAUCGGGAGAAGAAGUUUUCAUGUCGGGCACUGGAGGAAGAGAGGCGGUUAGAGGCGGAGGGGUUGAGGGUUAGGGUGUUGGGGUUGGUGGCGGGGCUGAGGAUUGGUGGGAGUAGCGAGGCUGGUAGCCGUGAUGAUGGUGGUGGUGGUGGACGACGGGGGGAUGGUGGAUGGAGGGAUGUAGUGGAGGGGUUGAAUUGCUUCGUCGAGGCGUAUUUUGAGGGGGUUGCGGGGUGGGAGGGAGGAGGGGAUGUGAUGUGA
This is a messenger RNA of Zymoseptoria tritici IPO323, 2049 nucleotides long. RefSeq lists its product as uncharacterized. Gene Ontology annotation, biological process: actin filament polymerization. The transcript is spliced from 3 exons. Lineage: Eukaryota; Fungi; Ascomycota; Dothideomycetes; Mycosphaerellales; Mycosphaerellaceae. Gene Ontology annotation, molecular function: microtubule binding; actin binding. The record is from RefSeq and is a predicted model, not a curated record. The coding region runs from base 1 to 2049 and encodes 682 amino acids. Gene Ontology annotation, cellular component: cytoplasm; actin filament.